Messenger RNA from Hemisphaericaspora subhashii, 798 nucleotides. RefSeq lists its product as uncharacterized. Gene Ontology annotation, molecular function: actin filament binding. Lineage: Eukaryota; Fungi; Ascomycota; Pichiomycetes; Serinales; Debaryomycetaceae. The record is from RefSeq and is a predicted model, not a curated record. Gene Ontology annotation, cellular component: F-actin capping protein complex; actin cortical patch. Gene Ontology annotation, biological process: barbed-end actin filament capping; actin cytoskeleton organization. The transcript has a single exon. Bases 1 to 798 code for a protein of 265 amino acids.
AUGUCAGUGAAAUUGAACGAAUUGGUUGAUUCUUUGGUCAAAACAUCUCCACCUGGAGAAUUGACCAAUGUAAACAAUAACUUAUCAUCAUUGAUUGAUGAUAGUUCAGUUAUUCAAGAUUCAAUUGAAUCCUAUGUGAAUGAAAACAAUGCUGUAUUCUCGGGGAAAUACAUUGCUGGGAAAUAUAACAAACAUCCAAAUUCUUCAAAAUAUAUUGAUUAUGUAAAUGGGAAACUUUUCAAUAUUGACUUAAAAUCAAUGCAAGCUAUUGAUAUUGAGCCAUAUCAUGAAACAAGUGGAUUACCUGGAUAUUUUAAUGAAUUGACUAGGAAAUUAGAGAAGUAUGGAGAUGAUCAUUAUCCUUCUAGUUAUGCAUUUACUGUUAUUCCUGAGAACGAUGAUGAUUCCUUGAGAAUAAUCAUAAUUGGUCAACGAUUAAAUAAUGAUAAUUAUUAUACUGGACAAUGGAAGUCAGAAUAUUUAAUAAAGGGAAAUGGACAAGUUAGUGGAGUUGUUAAAUUAGAUAUUCAUUAUUAUGAAGAUGGGAAUGUUAGAUUGAAGUUUGAUGAAAAGAUUGAAUCUACAACAUUACAAACUGUUAAUGCGGGAGAAAUUGUAAAUUUCAUUAAUAAUAGUGAAACUAAAAUCACAUUGAAUAUUAUUGAUCAAUUCACUCACUUGAAUCAACAAUCAUUUAAGAAUUUAAGAAGAUUGUUACCAAUCACUAGAUCUAAGAUAAAUUGGGGUAAUGCUAUUGGAAAUUAUAGAUUAGGUUCAGAUGUUGUCAAUAAGAAGUGA